Merops nubicus (carmine bee-eater) is the source of this 1905-nucleotide messenger RNA. RefSeq names its product cell adhesion associated, oncogene regulated (gene CDON). The transcript is spliced from 11 exons. Gene Ontology annotation, molecular function: protein binding. The record is from RefSeq and is a predicted model, not a curated record. Gene Ontology annotation, biological process: cell-cell adhesion; axon guidance; nervous system development. The annotation marks the transcript as partial. Lineage: Eukaryota; Metazoa; Chordata; Aves; Coraciiformes; Meropidae. Gene Ontology annotation, cellular component: plasma membrane; axon.
CUGGAGGAUGGAGUCGGGGUGGUGGGGAGCUGGCAGACCGUGCGUGUCCCCGGCAGCGAGAACGAGCUGCGCCUCACCGAGCUGGAGCCCUCCAGCCUCUACGAGGUCCUGAUGGUGGCCAGGAGCUCUGCUGGAGAAGGCCAACCUGCCAUGUUGACCUUCCGCACCAGCAAAGAAAGAACCUCAUCCUCCAAGAACACCCAGGCCCCCUCCCCACCCGUGGGUGUCCCCAAGCACCCUGUCCUUCACGAAGGGACCAAGAAUUUUGGAGUCAUCCUUCCAGACCUGUCUCGCCACAGCGGAGUUCCAGAAGCUCCAGACAGACCCACCAUCUCCACGGCCUCCGAGUCCUCCGUCUACGUCACGUGGAUCCCCCGGGCCAACGGGGGGUCCCCCAUCACUGCCUUCAAGGUGGAGUCCAAGCGCCUGGGCCGCAACGGCGACUGGCUGGUGGCCGCCGACAACAUCUCUCCUUCCAAACUCUCCGUGGAGGUUCGGAACCUGGGGCCAGGAGAGCUGUAUAAAUUCCGUGUGAUUGCCAUCAACACCUACGGGGAGAGCCCCCGCAGCGCCGCCUCCCGCCCCUACCAGGUGGCCGGCUUGAGCGGCCGCUUCUCCAGCAGGCCAGUGGCAGGACCUCACAUCGCCUACACCGAGGCCAUCAGUGACACCCAGAUCAUGCUGAAAUGGACGUACAUCACCUCCAGCAACAACAACACUCCCAUCCAAGGGUUCUACAUCUACUACAGGCCCACGGACAGUGACAACGACAGCGACUACAAGAGGGACAUUGUGGAAGGCACCAAGCAGUGGCACCUGAUCAACCACCUCCAGCCAGAGACUUCUUAUGACAUCAAGAUGCAAUGCUACAACGAGGGGGGGGAGAGCGAGUACAGCAACGUCAUGAUCUGUGAGACCAAAGUGAAACGGACGCCGGGCGCGUCCGAAUACCCGACCAAGGACCUGAGCACUCCACCCAACCCUCCUGACAGGCUGGGGAGUGGAGGUGGACCUUCCACCGGCCCCGUCCGGAGCGGGGACAUGCUCUACCUGAUCGUGGGCUGUGUCCUGGGAGUCAUGGUCCUCAUCCUCAUCGUCUUCAUCGCCAUGUGCCUGUGGAAGAACCGCCAGCAGAACGUUCUGCACAAGUAUGACCCUCCUGGCUACCUCUACCAAGGGGAGGACAUCAACGGGCAGCUGGUUGAGUACACGACCUUGCCUGGCACCAGCAGAGUCAACGGCAGCAUCCACGGGAGCUUCCUGACCAACGGUGGCCUCAGCAAUGGUUGCCCCCACAUCCACCAUAAAGUUGGCAAUGGAGUCAAUGGGAUCAUGAAUGGAGGAGCUGGGCUCUACCCUGGGCACAGCAGCUCCCUGUCCAGGGCACACGUGGACUAUGAACAUCCCCACCACCAUCUGAACGGUGGUGGGAUGUACGUGGCUGACCCCCCAGAGUGCAUCAGCUGCAGGAACUGCAGGAACAACAACAGGUGUUUCACCAAAACCAACGGGACCUUCGGUGGCAGCUCGCUCCCCGUCGUGCCCAUCGUUGCACCUUAUCCCCAGGAUGGUCUGGAGAUGAAACCUCUCAACCCCCACGUCAUGGUGGCCAUGUGCUUGGCCUCCAGCAGCCCGCAGUGCGGCCUCGGGGUGGAGGUGGACGGCAAGGAGGACGUGGAGCAGACCUCCAGCCAACAUCUCUGCUGUGGAGAAGGCAGGAACAGGCUCUCCAUGGAUGACGUGGAUGGCGACAACCACCAACCUUCAGAAACAUCAACCCCCCUUUUGAGCUGGAGCCCCCUUCUCCUCCAGCCCAUCCCAAAGGAGAAACCCGGGCGGACUUCACCUGGAGUCACCUUCCAGAGCUCCGGGGACCUCGGGCAGCUCCAGCUGCAGGAGACCUGA